AUGUAUGAGCGCCCCAGCAUGAUUGUCUGCCAGGCGGUGGGAGCCGAUGGUCGUGUGGCCGGCCAGCUGUGUUGCGGCGUAUCUCUCAACGCUACUCUCAAGUUCACUCGAAUCCAAUUGCGCAUUCCCUUACGUGUUGCAAGUUCUUCGUGUUAUUUCAGCUGGCUUGCAGACAGCAGGCUACCCCCAUGUCCUCGAGGAACCCCCCGAGAUGUCACCGUCUCCACUACCGCUUGCAAGUGUGCGUCCACUCCAAAGGACCCCUCCGUCAUAAUCUGUGGCUGUUUUCCGUCGAGGAACUGUGGUGCUGUGACGCAGUUAUGCCCCACCCCCACCUCCCUUCUCAUGGCCCUGACUUGCUGA
Molecule: messenger RNA, 363 nt
Organism: Mesocestoides corti
Lineage: Eukaryota; Metazoa; Platyhelminthes; Cestoda; Cyclophyllidea; Mesocestoididae
Source: the annotation of a GenBank genome assembly